Fusarium graminearum PH-1 is the source of this 1695-nucleotide messenger RNA. RefSeq lists its product as uncharacterized. The record is from RefSeq and is a predicted model, not a curated record. Bases 1 to 1695 code for a protein of 564 amino acids. Lineage: Eukaryota; Fungi; Ascomycota; Sordariomycetes; Hypocreales; Nectriaceae. The transcript is spliced from 2 exons.
AUGACCUUAUGGGCCACCAUCGCAAUACUGAUUCAUGUCCCGACCAUCAGUAUCGUGUUACAGGCACUACUCACUCUGACACUGGGCCAUAAUCUUUCCACGGGUCUCUUCAUUCGAAAUGUGCCUGCCAAUUCGAUCUUGACGUUCGCUAUUCUAAAAAGGUACCGACUCGGAUCGAGGACAGCAUUCAACCCAACUUUCGUUGCGUGGAUGUCCUCGAUGCUUCUUGAGAUUGAGUGGCUCACAUCGUACUGUCAAGAUGAUAGCAAUGGUUGGCAUAGAAUUUCCCAUUUUGCCCUGCUAUUAGGCCAGACAGGCUUCAUGCUUUGGAUUUGCCUUUACGCCGCGUACCGUACUUUACCAAUCAACGAACGUCAAAAUCAUAUACGGCGUAAAUUCCACCCUAUCGAACAGCGCAAGAUACAACGCGUGUACUUUGUAUCCUCCCCUGCAUUUGGCCCAAAAUGGCUGGUUUCGUCACUUUACCGAGCACACGAUAGAGCUGUCUUUCACUUAUGCCGUGUAGCCAUCUGGGCUACUGUGUAUGUGAGACGCCCACUUGUUCGCAAAGCUUUAAUGUUGAUAGGAAAGGGGGGAGUGGAGGUUGACGAUAAUGAUGACGAAUUCCUUACAAGCAUAACGCCCAUACUUCAGGGAAGGGAACAUGCCAAGGCCAUGGAGACAACAAGCAGAUCUUUGACGCUAUUCACGUUAGCCUACAUAGUCUUUGCCAUUACUGGGGAGACGCCUAUCGUCUUUUUUGCUAUGUUCUCAUUGUGGCAGAAGAAACAUGGAUUUGUCUGGAAUAUUGUAGAACUGGUAUGCCACUAUGCACUCGAGAUCGAUGACGAAUACUUCGAGCUGAGAAGAGUGGGCGACUCGAUCGAGCUGUCCCGGAAGCCUGUUUCAAAGCCGCAAUAUUUCUCUGGGCCUAGCUCAAACAACCAAGAACCAGAACGUAAUGUUCUCUCUCGCACAUUUGUGGGCUACACCUUUUUGACCAAGGACGAGAUUGAAGAAAAAGGGAAACACCUCGUUGCUAUCUCUCCAAGCUAUGACGCCCUUAAUUUCAAUUGUCAAGGCGUGCGAAACAACCUCUUCGAUAGGAUCUUUGACGAUCGUGCUACAUCGUUGAAUCGGAUGAACAUAGGCUGGGUGUCUGCACAUACAUGUCUAUUGCAAGGAAUAGCCCAGUGGGUUUUUGUUUGGCAGUACAACCUAAAUAUCAACACUACGACCAUCAACAUCAAAACUUCGAAGACUGUGUUGGGCAAGGCUACAGCAGCGCUUCCGCUAUUAUGGAUUGGACUUGCCGUUCUCAUACUCAUCAACAGUAUAUCUGGCAUUGUAUCGUGUGUAUCUACAUUCGAAGGAAAACGAUUUCGAUUUCGAACGACGAUACCACAGCUUUUAGCGCCAAUUUUGAUACUUCGCGCGUUGCCGGUCGUCACAAGGAAGCUCAAUAUUCUCUCACCUGUAAAACAGGUCAUAUGUUUAUUGUUGAUCUUGCGAUAUACGCUCAUGACAGUGCACUACGUCAACGUUCUUUGGUUUCGACAAAAUGAACUGGUGGAUCCUUGGUUUAAGAUUGUUCGAGGUGACAAGCUAAAGUCUGCAAACUCUGCUCUACUCACUAAUGUUAAUUACAACGAUUUCGCAUUCGAUCCAAUUCGGGAAAGGUGGAUAUCGCGGUAG